AUGUCUACUAUAGAACAAGAAGAAGAAGAACAACAACAACAGCAACAGAAUGAUAGUUUCUUUCGCCGAUUAAUUAAUCUUUUCAUUGAAUAUAAUCUAUUCAAAACCGAAUCGAUUGACCGACAAACGAUCUAUAGUCAACGAUGGUCUACACGUGUUUACAUAUUUUUUUUUCUUAUCUCAAUGUCAAUUCUAUUAAUUUAUAAUAUAUUACAUCAAACAACACAAUUAAUAGAAGUACAAAGUCCUUCUUUUGGAUCUUAUUUACAAUUAGAAAAGAUGUAUAAUGAUAUAAAAUGCCCUUGUUCUCAAAUAUCUGUUGCAUAUGGUUCAUUUGUAAAAUUAAAUCCAAUUUUUCAUGAAAUUUGUUUUAGUGAUUUUAUUUCACAAAGUUGGAUUGAAUUACUUGUCGAUAAUACAACAGCUACACGUUAUGUAGGAGAUUUUCGUUCUUCAGCAAGUUUACAAUUUCAGGUAUUAAAAGAAUUAUGUGAUCGUUCAAAAAAUGUUUUUAUCAAUAAUAUCCAAUCGUUUUAUGAGAGAAAAUUUAUUUCAUCUUCUCUAUCAAGAGAAAAGUUAUUAAUUAUUUAUAUAGAAUCGAUUAUUAGUACAUUUAAAGACAAUACUGCUACAGCAUUUCAACAACCAAUUUUAUUAAUUCGUGCAUUUAUGAUUGGAAAUAUUAUGGCAUCGGGUAUUGAAACAACAGGUAUAAUAGCAAAUUAUCCACAAAAUGGUGUACCUGGUCUAACCUAUGCAGCUACUAAUUAUCGUACAAUAGGAAGUUGUACUUGUGAUAAUAGUGAUGUAUGUUCUGUACCAGCUGGCUUUUAUGGUGACACUUUGAUUGAUACGAGAGCAGUUAUUUAUUAUAUAGAAGGUACAACAAAUGUGUCAUUUCUAAUGAAAAACUGGUUUGUAGGAUGUUGGGCAUUAGGAUCACUUCUUCUUUCAUCAUUAGAAAAUAGUUUUUUAUCCAAUCAGACAGCUCUUAAUUUAAUUGCUAAAUAUUCUAAAUGGUCAUCUAAUUUAACAUUACCAACUAUUCUCAAUUUAAAUACAUCAAAACAAAUGAAUGGAAGUAGUCAAACUUUUAAUACUCUUCUUGAAAAUUUAUUUCUUGAAGAUUUAUUAACUAAAAUUGAUUAUUCUCUUUAUUUUGCUCAGUGUCAACCACGUUCAUGUUUUUAUUCAAUACAACAAAGUUCAAGUAUAUUAUAUAUAUUUACUUCACUCUUAGCUCUUUAUGGAGGUUUAUCAGUUGCACUUCGAUUUAUUACUCCAUAUUUUGUUACUUUCUUAAUUAAACGUUUCUCACGUAAAAUUAAUACAACAUCUGAUCAUGCUGAAACAGAACUUUCAUGUUGGAGAUACCUACGGAUUUUUCAUAAUCAUAUAUGGCAUUUACUUGUUAAAUUUAAUUUAUUUCCAUCUUCAACUAGACAAGAAUUAUCUGAUAUUAAAGAACAACGUUGGACAACACGAAUUUAUAUUUUAUGUCUUAUUAUCGGUUCGAUGAUUCUUACAAUAUAUACAUUAUUAAUUGUUCAAUCAAAAACAAUUCAAAUAAAUAAUCCAACAUAUGAAACUGUCCUUUAUUUAAAAUCACAAAAUGAAUUUAAUUCUUCUCUUCAAUGUCCAUGUACAAAAAUUAAUAUUCCUUAUGAAGAGUUUAUAGAUCUUCAACCAUUUUAUCAUCAAAUUUGUUCAAGUGAAUUGAUGUCAAUAUCAUUUCGUGAUAAUCUACGUGCUUUAAUUCAAAUUUAUGCAAUUGGUUCAUUUCGUGCUAAACCUGAUUUUCGUUAUACAUAUCAAUUAUUUUUCUUUAUGAAUAAAUUAUGUACAUUAACAAAUAAAACAAUUUUUCAAUCACUUGAAACAUUUAAACAAACUCAACUUGUAACAAAUAAUCUUCUUUCGAUGAAUAUUUUUAAUUAUCAAAUCAAUUCAAUAAUAAAACAAUUUCAAUCACAAUUAGCAAAUCGAUUUUUAGGAUUUUUUCAGCUUUUUCGUAAUAUAACUUAUGUUAAUCAAAUCUUUUCUUAUCUAAAUAAUGCUCAAUAUACUUUAAUUGGUUCACCACUUACAUCCGUUACAUUUAGUAUUGGUGGUUAUACUGAUAUCAAUUCUUCAUAUACAUGCUCAUGUGCAAAUGAUAUUAAUUGUAAAACAAAUACUGGUUUAUAUAAUCCAGUAUAUUUCACAACUCCAAAAUAUUUAGUACCUGGUUGGUAUAAAGCUUGUUUUCCUAUUGAAUCAUUAUUACAUUCAACAUUUGAAUGUUUUUAUGAUAAUCAAGAUUGUUUUACAUAUAUAAUUAAUUUUUAUAAUCAAACAUGGUAUCAACCUACUGCUCGACUUAAUUCAUCUUUAUCUAGUCGAUUUACAACAAAUACAUCAGUAAAUAUUCUGCUUUCUGAACUUUUUAUUGAACAAUGGAUUGAAAUUAUUAAUUAUUCAUCUUAUUUUAAUCAAUGUCAACCACAAGCAUGUUCAUAUACAGUUUUACGACGAAAGAAUUUACUUGAAGCUAUAACAACAAUUAUUGGUCUUAUUGGUGGUCUUGCAAUAUCUAUAAGUAUUCUAAUUUCUUUUUUAUUUAUAAAUCGACGAUUAUGUCAACUACAUACUGCUAAUAAUGAAUCAAUUUCAAAUCGAAUUAAUCAAUGGCUUUCAAAAUUAAAUCUAUUCGAUAAAUCAACUAGAAUUAAUCUCAAAGAACAACAACAACAAGCAACAUAUAUUUAUAUUAUUAUCCUUUUAAUUUCAUUAUCUGUUCUUAUACUUUAUAAUUCAUUAAUUAGGUCGACAAAAUCAUUUACAAUAAAAAAUCCAUCUUUUGAACAAUAUGAAAAUCUAAUAGAAGAAUAUAGUAUUGACUCGAUUAAUUGUCCAUGUACACAAUUAUCUACUUCUUAUUCAUCAUUUAUUGAGUAUCAAUGUAGUUUUCAUCCGAUUUGUACAAGUCAAUUCAUAUCUCCAAUAUAUUUGCAAGAACUCUUUUUAAUUUAUAAUUCAUUAGAUAGACAAUAUGCACCAAAACAUGCCUAUACACUUCAAGGUACAAUAUUUUCACAUUUUCAAGCACUUUUAUCUCUAUGUAAUCUUGCACAAGAUGCUGUUAAUGAUGCAUGGAACACUUAUUUCAGUUCAUCAUUAAUAUCUGAUUCAUUAAUUCAUUAUAAUUUAUUUGAUAAACAAAUCAAUGCAUCAUUAGGUCAAUUUAAAUCAACAUUAUCCAAUAAUUAUUUAAAUAAUCUUCAAUUAAUUCGUGGUAUAACACAAAGUAAUGCAUUUGUAUCACUUUAUUCAACAAAUUGGUAUCCAAUUGUUAAUAAUAGCAAUCCUUUAUCAACAAUUUAUAUGAAACCACAAUAUUAUAAUAAUUGUAAUUGUUUAACAUCAUCAACUUGUACACAAUCAUCAAUACCAUUUCUAAAAGGAUAUCUUGUUGGAUGUACUCCACUUGAAGCAUUACUUCAAAGUUCAAUUGCAUGUUUAUAUGACCAAUCAUGUAUUAAUUUUUUAUUUUCGUAUUUAAAUUUAACUUUACCAAUACUUCAGCCAUUAAAUCUUAAUGAAACACACUUUUCUUUAAAUAAUACUAUUGAUUCAAUUGUUCAAGAAAUGUUUAUUGAGAAAUGUUCCUCGAAUGUAUCAUAUUAUCAAUUCUUUACACAAUGUCAACCGCUUUCAUGUACCGUAACAGUUAUUAAACGAAAUAAUGCACUCUUUGUUAUUACGGCAUUAUUAGGUCUUUAUGGAGGAUUAACAACUUUUCUCAAAUUAAUUAUUCCGAUUUUUAUUGCUUUAUUAUACAAAUUAAUUAGAAAAUGGAAACGCAAAGGAAUACAUCAAGAAGGUUCGGUAAUUGGUAGCAAAAACCAUCCACAAGUUUUUAAUGCGGGAUGCGAAACCAGUCCUAGUUUCUCAGGCAAUGGAGUUGAUCCACUUGUUACCUAUCUUAUUCUUUGUAAAUUACGAUGGUUUAUUGGAAGCAGUAGUGCCACUAUCGGACUUUAUUGUUUAUGUUUGGCAGCUAUCAAUCAAUAUCUUCUUACAUCUCAUAACAUUCGACACCAUCGGUGGAUCAAUCGAAAACGGGCCUUGCUGAUGAGUAUAUGUGCUGUCAUAUUUUGUAUGGGAAUAGUUGUUCCAAAUUUGGUAUUUUAUAAACAUAUAACUAAUUCACUUAAUAAGACACAAUGUGGUGUGACUGAUCCUUUCGGUGGAAAAUAUGAUACGUAUAGCGGAUUAGUUGCAUAUAGCAUUAUUCCAAUCGUUGUUCUAUCGCUAUUUUCCUUACUCACAUGGAGAAAUGUUCGAAAGAAAUUGGUACGAGCUACAAUGAUAGAACAAACAUUAACUCGUUUAAUUUUUGCACAAAUUAUAAUGGUUCUUAUAGCAGCAAUAGCGUUUGCAUCAAGACGCAGUUAUGCACUGUAUCAAAUGAACGUAGUAAGGAAUGCACUUGAAAUAGCGCAAGACACUCUUGUCAACAGUGCAUUUCUAUUAGUUGGCUUUAUUAUUCACAGUUCGUCGUUUUACACAUAUUUGUGUAGUUCUCGUAUAUUUCGCGAAAAUCUUCUAUUUUUACUUUGUAAAAAGCCAAUUUCAAAUCAAAUCGCCCCUCCACAACAAAUAUAA
Adineta ricciae is the source of this 4647-nucleotide messenger RNA. Lineage: Eukaryota; Metazoa; Rotifera; Eurotatoria; Adinetida; Adinetidae. The record is from the annotation of a GenBank genome assembly.